This is a messenger RNA of Bipolaris maydis ATCC 48331, 1305 nucleotides long. RefSeq lists its product as uncharacterized. NCBI's taxonomy places the organism in Eukaryota, Fungi, Ascomycota, Dothideomycetes, Pleosporales, Pleosporaceae. The record is from RefSeq and is a predicted model, not a curated record.
AUGAGAGGCUUUACAGGAGCUUCAGCCUUUGGCCUCGCCGCAUUGGCAUCUCUCGCCUCUGCUCAAGUCGCCAAUGUCUGCCCAUCCACCGGAGUUUGCUUCAAGCUAAACAUUCCCCAAGACACGGCUUCUUCUGGCACAGGCGACAUCUUCUUCCAGAUCCAAGCACCAAGCAGCUAUGAGUGGGUAGCACUUGGCCAGGGACGUGCCAUGGCCAACUCCAACAUAUUCGUUGUAUACACAUCCGCAAGUGGAAACAACGUCACUCUCUCACCCCGACAAACCUCCAGCUAUGCACCCCCAACCCCCAACAGCAAUGCUCAGGUCACAUUACUCGAGGGCUCGGGUGUAUCAAAUGGCGUCAUGACUGCCAACGUAAAGUGCUCAAACUGCAACAGCUGGUCAGGAGGUACCAUGGACUUCAAGUCCUCAAGCGGCAACUGGAUCUACGCCUUCCAGAACUCUGGCGGACCCAAGAACACCGACGACACUUCGGCCCAGAUCGACCAGCAUUCCGGCCACAGCGUCUUCAACUGGGACUUUGCUCAAGCCAAGGGCGGAUCCAGCGUCAACCCCCUCAUCGCCACCACAUCAACUGGCACCACGUCCGACUCUGGCAACACGAACACCAACUCUGGCAACACGAACACCAACUCUGGCAUCACAACCAUCACCGCCACUGGCGCCAUCACCAACCGCCGCGAAAAGCUCAUUGCCCACGGCGUCCUCUCUUCCCUUGCGUUUGUUAUUUUUUUCCCUACUGGCGCCAUCGCCAUUCGCCUCGUCUCCAUGACCGGCAUGGUCUGGAUUCACGGCGCAUUCCAGGUCUUUGGCUACAUGACCUACAUUGCCGGUGCCGGUCUCGGUAUCCACCUCGCCAGCGGCUUCAACCAGACCGGGGCCUACCACGCCAUCAUCGGUAUGAUCCUCCUUGCUGUUGUCUUCUUCAUGCCCAUUCUCGGAUACAUGCACCACCUUUUCUUCAAGAAGGUCCAGAGCCGCACCAUCUGGUCGCACGCUCACAUCUGGAUCGGUCGUAUCUUCAUCACUCUUGGUAUUCUCAACGGUGGCUUUGGACUCAAACUGGCCCAAUGCGCCAACAGGAGCUCGCGCGCUGGUCAAAUCGUCUACGGUGUUGUUGCCGGUCUCGUCUGGUUGGCAUGGGUUGGUGCCAUUAUCAUUGGUGAGAAGAAGAGGACCAGCUCGCUUACCGCGUCUGCAUCCAAGCUCGCCGACGAGAGGGCCAACUCCGAUGGCACUGCUGUUGAUGUCAAUGGUCAUUAUGGCAACAAGCAGCAACAGUAA